Molecule: messenger RNA, 924 nt
Organism: Geodia barretti
Lineage: Eukaryota; Metazoa; Porifera; Demospongiae; Tetractinellida; Geodiidae
Source: the annotation of a GenBank genome assembly
AUGCCUCUGGAAAAAUUCCUCGAAGAUCUUGCCGACCCGUCAGUCCCCCUGAUUAACUCCGACUUCAUCGAGAUCUCCGACCUGUCGCCGGCCGAGUUGGGCGUCUUCGCCCGCUCCUGGUUCCGGCUUUCCCAGGUACGGAAGCGAGCCAUAAUCGCCACCAUGGUUGAGCUGGCCGAGGACAGCGCGGAGCUCGACUUCUGUACAGUCUUCAAGAUGUGCCUCAAAGACGACGAUGAAUGGGUUCUCGAAAAGGCCAUCGAUGGACUGUGGGAAUACGAAGACCGGUCUGUCCUGUCGGGGUUGAUCCAGGUAUUGACUUCCGACCGGGGGCCGGACGUGCGCGCCGCCGCUGCCGCCGCCCUGGGUAAAUUCUGCGUCCUGGCCCAGGAGGGACACCUGCUUCCAGGGGACGUAAGCAACAUCCGCGAUACUCUUAUGGCCCUCCUGCAUGACACGGAUGAAAGCCUGGAAGUCCGCCGCCGCAGCCUGGAAGCAGUGGCGCCCUUCAACACGCCCGACAUCCGUGACUACGUUUGCUGGGCUUACCAGACCGAGGACUUGAUGCUAAAGUCCAGCGCCAUAUUUGCCAUGGGCCGCACCGGCGACGUUAGCUGGCUCCCCACGCUCAUUGAAGAACUGGACAACCAGGAACCGGCCCUCCGCUACGAGACGGCCAAUGCCUGCGGCGACCUCGGCGAGGAGGAUGUGGUUCCCCACUUGAUAGGCUUGUUGGAAGACGACGACUUCGAUGUGCAGGUAGCGUGCCUUAACGCCCUGGGGAAAAUAGGCGGCCCUCUGGCCAAGGGGGCGCUGCUGCGCUGCAUAGAGGAGGGAGACGUAUCUCUGGAAGAGGCGGCACUGGCCGCCCUCGAUAACGUGGUGUUCCUGGAAGACCCCAUGGCCUUCGCCCCGGAAGUUUAG